Messenger RNA from Dalotia coriaria, 2215 nucleotides. Its product is annotated as odorant receptor 30a-like. The coding region runs from base 137 to 1888 and encodes 583 amino acids. The transcript is spliced from 10 exons. Gene Ontology annotation, cellular component: plasma membrane. NCBI's taxonomy places the organism in Eukaryota, Metazoa, Arthropoda, Insecta, Coleoptera, Staphylinidae. Gene Ontology annotation, molecular function: olfactory receptor activity; odorant binding. Gene Ontology annotation, biological process: detection of chemical stimulus involved in sensory perception of smell; sensory perception of smell. The record is from RefSeq and is a predicted model, not a curated record.
UUGGUGGAUAUUUAACUUGUGAUACUGAUAUAUUUUACUGGUCGUUGAUGAUUUUUGCGAUUGGACAAAUGAAAAUCUUGCAAUAUAAGUUUAGAAAUUUGAGUGUGCAUGCUCAGGGCUUUGUUGAAAAGAGAAAAUGAAUAAGGAUGAAGCUGUGAGUCAUUGUGUAAGGAAAUGUAUUUUGUUACAUCAAAUGAUUAUCAAUUAUGUAACUGGUGUGGAUGACAAAUUAAAGUUGUUAAUGUUGAUGGAUUUUGGUAUUUGUUCAAUGCAAAUUGGCGUAAUUGGUUUCCAAGUCAUUGUUACUGGUUUUGGUUUUGCUCAAUUAUUCGCUCUGGAAUAUUUAGUGGCGAUGUUGGUGCAGAUGUUUUUGUUCUAUUGGCAUGCCAAUGAAAUUAUUCUAGAAAGUUCCAAUGUUGCAAUAGCAAUCUGGGAAGGAGAAUUCUAUGAAUAUCCGUUGCGCGUGCAAAAAUCGCUGCAAUUCGUGGUGAUGCGAGCGCAGAAACCAUUGAACUUGAAGGUUGGACCUUUUUAUUCUAUGUCUACUACCACUGCAAUUUCUAUUGUGCGUGUGGCAUAUUCUUAUGUUGCAUUAAUGCGUCAAAAAUCCCACAACAACUAUAAAAACACCGAAUUAUUUUACGCAUUUUGCUUCAUUCGCAAAGUACCCACUCACAAAUCACAAUCAGACAAAAUGGAACAUGAUCAACACAUGAAGAUAUGUCUUCGAAGUCUGGUAGUGUUCGGUUCGUGGCCUUUAAAAUUCAAAAACGCAAAAAUACUCGAAUAUCUACACGCAUUAUACAGCCGAGUAAUGUUUCUUUACUUCGGCGUAUUCGUCAUAACUGAAUACAUUGACAUUGGACAACGCAUCAACGAAAACUUCUUCGAUCUGGUGAACAACCUUUCAGUUUCAUUGUUAUACACCGUAACAUUUUACAAGACGUUUAUAAUACGCAGCACUGCAAUGAGUAAAAUCGUCGAACAAAUCCGUACGAUUGAGAAAACAAUUCUUCAUGGUGAUGACGAAUCAGUAAAACACAUCUACAGAUACCACGUUAAAUGGAACGAUAAACUUAGCAAAGCUUUCAUAAUCAUAGUUUUCUUUACCCUCGCGCCAUUUUUUAUAAAUCCUUUAAUUGUUUUAUUCACAUCAGAAGAAGUUCGCAAUGGUACAGUUGAUAAACCACUACCAUUCAGCAGUUAUUUACCAUUUGAUAAAAACUACUACUAUGGAACUAGUUUUACACUUCAUUUCUUUGCUGGUGUUAUGGGUGGAUUCCUCACUGGCACUACAGAUAUCUUUUACUGGGCGUUAAUGAUUUUUGCCAUUGGACAAAUCAAAAUUUUACAGUACAAGUUUAAAAAUUUAGGUAAACAUGCUCUGGCGCUAAUGGACAAGAGUAAAAUGAGCAGUGAUGAAGCCGUUAACCAUUGCAUGAAGAAAUGUAUCAUUUUACAUCAAAUUAUUAUCAAUUACGUAACGGAUGUAGACGACUUGAUGAAGCCGUUGAUGCUGAUGGAUUUUGCAAUUUGCUCCAUGUUAAUUAGCGUGGUUGGAAUUCAAGUUAUCGUCAGUGGAUUUGGCAUUGCACAGGUUUCUAGUCUUCAAUAUUUGUCAAGUAUAAUGGGGCAGUUAUUUUUGUUUUAUUGGCAUGCAAAUGAAAUAAUUCUUGAAAGUUUAGAUGUGUCUAUUGCAAUUUGGGAAGGACAAGUCUAUUCGUAUCCGUUAAAUGUACAAAAAUCAUUGCAAUUUGUUAUGUUGCGAGCGCAAAAACCAUUGACUUUGAAUGUUGGACCAUUUUAUGCGAUGUCUACUACAACUGCACUUUCGGUUUUACAAGCGGCGUAUUCGUAUGUUGCUUUGAUGCGUCAAGCGUACAGUUAAACGAGAUUUUGAAAGAUUUAAUAUUAAAAAAAUUAAUAUUAGGCUGUAUGAUUUUAAAUGUAUGAAGUAUGUGGGAAAUUAUUUUUAUAUUUUUAAGCACUUUAUGAUAAAUUAUAUUUGUGUGCAAUUAAUUACAUUUACUUUGUGUUUUGCACCUAUUCAGAAGUGCGUUUGAUAUUAUUUCAUGUUAUGCCAAUAGUUACGAAACGAUCGUUACCACUAAAAAGGAACUGUUGAUGUUGACAUAUUUUGUAACAUGUUACACAUAUAAUAUUUCCGAAAUUAACAUAUUUUGAUUUAAUUUAUAAUUUUUAGUACUAAUAUACU